UUAUGUAGGAGACAGAGAAAAUAGUGGUUGUAAGACAAUGCUCACAAAGUCCAAUUCCAUCAUGAAAGUUUCCACUCAGAAGAAUAGUGUGAUGUAUUAUGGCUCACUUACUGAGACACCACUCUUUUACGUCAACAAGUGUGUGGACUGAGGCUCGCCUGCACCACCAAGCCUACGCUUCCAUUAAACUCAGCAAUCAUCGUCAAGGAAGGUGGAAAACCAAUGGCAAGAGAAGGGCAAGCGGGAAUGGGUGUGUGGUGCAGUGCUGCACUUCUUCUUCUUCAUCAGCAGCAGCAAAGCCGGGUGUGGAGCUGACUGGAAAUGCGGAGGAAGAUAAUAAUGGAAGAUGGGAAGAGAAAGAGGAGGAGGAGCCUUUGUAUUUGGCAAGCGAGUAUGGAUGGAAAGUAAGGAGAUUGGAGGAGGAUCAACCCGAGAUUAAGAAGGUUGCAGAAAUUCAGGCAGAAGCAUUCCACCAACCAAUGGCCUUCUUUGAUGAUUUAUUCUUUCAGUUCUUCCAGGCGGAAGUACUGGCAGGGCUCAUGUACAAACUUAGGAACUCACCUCCAAACAGGUAUGCAUGUUUAGUGGCGGAGUCUCCCUCGGAUGCUAAUUCUGAAUCGAAAACAGAGCUAGUAGGCGUGGUGGAUGUGACGGCGUUGAGAGACGAGGCUGUUCUUCAACACCUUCAGGGGGCUGACGAAUACCUUUAUGUUUCGGGACUCGCUGUUUCCAAACGCUUUCGGAGGAGGAAGAUCGGCAGUUGUUUGUUGAAAGCUUGUGAGAUGCUGUCGGUUUUAUGGGGUUUCAAGUAUCUUGUCCUUCGGGCUUACGAAGAUGACUUGGGUGCUCGCACGUUGUACGCAAAUGCAGGGUAUCGAGUUGUCUCGGGUGAUCCACCAUGGUUGACUUCUUGGAUUGGGAGAAGGCGUCGUGUUCUUAUGAUCAAACAGUCUAAUUUCCUUAAUCUUAUUAACUCCACCUUUCAGUCAUAAACAAGGACUGGGUUGAGAGACACAUCAAUAUGGAAAUAGCGCACAUUGUUGUUCUUUGCAAAGAAAAUAUCACUUCAAUGAAAAAAGCUUUCAAAAGGUUGUCUUCGUA
Gossypium raimondii (Peruvian cotton) is the source of this 1101-nucleotide messenger RNA. RefSeq lists its product as uncharacterized. The record is from RefSeq and is a predicted model, not a curated record. Bases 99 to 992 code for a protein of 297 amino acids. Lineage: Eukaryota; Viridiplantae; Streptophyta; Magnoliopsida; Malvales; Malvaceae. Gene Ontology annotation, biological process: mitotic sister chromatid cohesion. The transcript has 4 exons. Gene Ontology annotation, cellular component: NatA complex; cytoplasm. Gene Ontology annotation, molecular function: N-acetyltransferase activity.